GCAGCUACGUCAUUUUUUUUUCCCCUACGUGCAUUUAGAGAUAAUUCUAUCAUCCCUCAAUUUUUAUCAGUUAUAAGCCUUUAAUUGGCGCGACGAAAGAGACGUUUCUGACAUUUCCCGGCUAAUUAAAAUACAAAGUCGUACACUACUCGAGCACGAUAUUUACCUACGGUUUAUUGCAGCGUCUCAAUUAAAACUACCUGAUGAGAAUCUAGAGAGAUACACGCAGAGCAGAAUCCAAAUCGUAACAAGAAUAGAUUGCAAUAGAUUUAAAGUUUCACAUUUUUUUUUUUUCUAACAAAAGAGAAAGCUUACUUUCACCUCCAGGUUCAUAGCGCGCACAAUUCUACAUAAUCUUACGAAAUAUCGCAGGCCUCCCAUUUUUUUUCUCAUUAAAUUCUAACGAAAAACUUAGACGAGUGUCACUGAUAUCCUUGUAGAUGUUGGCCCUUCUGUUUCAUACCGUUGCUGAUGAGACGGGACAAAAGCGUGCGCACGCUGUGCCCGCGUUGCGGCCACGAUUACGGGAUUCGUACGCGAGCGGAGAGCAAGCUGAUCGCCCAUUCGUCCGAAUGCGCGUCUAGCCGCGGGAAAUUAAGCGAUUUCGCAAAUGCACCGUCGUGUUAUCUUCGAGCGGAGUGCGGCGGCUCGCAACCCGGACAUCGUCAGAAAACACUUUCCAUGGGUGACGAGGCUGCGAGAGCUCUCAGGGUCUCGGAGGAACGUCCUCGGCGAGGAGGCGGAUCUCGUAGCUGCCGGUCGCAAUCGAAGCUAUCGCGCGGAUAUGCCCUUUGUGCGAACCAGGUCACGGUGAGUCGUCGUUAUCGUGGUAUUCCAUACAGGGUUGGCCCACCGUCGUCGUCGGAAAAUAUUUUCAGGGCUCCUCUGACGAGGUCGUCGCGGCGAAUUUUUACGCGGCGGAAAUUUGAUACGGCGACGCUCCCCGCGAUGAAAGAUAUUUUCAAGUUGUAGCUUUCCUUGAAAUCGCGCCCAAGAAACGGCGCCCUU
This is a messenger RNA of Vollenhovia emeryi, 1008 nucleotides long. RefSeq lists its product as uncharacterized. The record is from RefSeq and is a predicted model, not a curated record. The coding region runs from base 472 to 972 and encodes 166 amino acids. Lineage: Eukaryota; Metazoa; Arthropoda; Insecta; Hymenoptera; Formicidae. The transcript has 2 exons.